UAAUUCAUCAAGCUUCGUCUGGGUUUAAAGAUAGAGACUGUGUCAGGUACUCGCGUCGUGAGUACGCGCGUCCCUCCGCCAUUUAAGAUUGGUCAUGACCGAACGCUUUUGUCCUUAAUUGACCAUUUUUAUCAAUGUGUCAACAAGCGGCCGCACGUGAAAUAAUAGUUCCGUGGCCAGAACAGAAUCGAGGAAAGAUUCUCGUCGGCGCCAAAUGUUUGCUUUAAGAUUUAACGAGAGACAGAUGAAUGAUAACGAUUCAAAAGCGAUGAGAAUAAUGCCGAUAGGGAGGUAGAAUCGCGUAGAAUCGCUCCGUGGAUAUAAGUGCCGCGAGGUGCACAAUCAGUUCGCAACGCGGCUCCUCCAAGUCAACUAACUGUCCCUCGCCUUUUCCUUUCUUCUUUUCUUUUCUUUCCUUCUUUUCCCGUCCGAUGCGAUUCUUUGCUUUUCACAGUGCCGUGAAGUGAUAAGAAAAGAAAGAAAGAAAAACGCACAACUGUCUGUCCGCACUGCUGCAGAGUAAUUCCUGAAUAUUCUUCAUAGUUCCUGUUUUGCAAGAAAUCUGCAAGAUGCCUGCUACCGUGAAAGAAUCGAUUCCGUUGGAGGUACCAUCGACGUCUAAAAGAAGUGACAGCAAAUCGAACUGUUCGAUCGUUAAAUACGUAACGGUGGUCAAUUGGUUGCCGAAAUACUCACGCCUGGACGCUGUAUCGGAUCUCGUGGCUGGAUUUUCGGUCGGGUUAACCGUGAUCCCCCAAAGUAUCGCAUACGCCGCACUCGCAGGCUUGACCGCCCAGUAUGGCCUUUACUCGUGCUUAAUGGGCAGCUUCCUCUACAUCUUUUUCGGAACGAUCAAAGAAGUAUCGAUUGGCCCCUCGUCCUUGAUGUCGCUUCUCACUUUUGAAUACACCAGAAACAUGCCAGUGGAUUUUGUCGUGCUUUUUUGUUUUCUCGCCGGAUGCAUGGAGCUACUGAUGGGCUUGCUACAUUUAGGCUUCUUAGUAGAUUUUAUAUCGAUGCCAGUCACGUCAGGUUUCACUUCCGCCACUUCAAUCAUUAUAAUCGUAUCUCAAUUGCAAGGGCUAUUGGGACUGAGGUUCAAGGCGCACAAUAUUAUUGGCAAUUUGAUCAAGAUAUUCCAAAACGUCAGAGACAUACGGAUGCCGGAUUUCGUUCUUGGAAUUUGCAGUAUAGCGUUCCUUUUAUUCUUCAAACAAUUAAAAGACAUCGAUUGUUGUUUCGGGGGAGGCAAUGGUAGGUCAAAGAAGCAGAAUAAUAGAAAGAUGUACCUGAAGAAACUGUUGUGGUUUCUUUCCAUCUGUCGCAACGCUUUGGUAAUCCUGAUCACUGCCACGAUAGCUUUCUAUCUCGAGAAGGCAGGAUCCUCGCCGUUCAUUCUUUCAGGAAAGGUUCAGUCGGGACUUCCUACGUUCUCUGUACCUCCAUUCUCCUCUCAGGUUGGAAACGAGACAUACACAUUUUUGGACAUGUGCUCCCAUUUAGGAUCGGGCAUAAUUAUACUACCUCUUGUAUCGGUAUUGGCAAACGUAGCCAUUGCUAAAGCAUUCGCAAGCAGCAGCGUAAAUGCGACACAAGAAAUGUUAACACUCGGUUUGUGCAAUAUAUUCGGAAGCUUCGUGUCGUCGAUGCCAGCUGCCGGAGCAUUUACAAGAAGCGCUGUGAUCUCCGCCAGCGGUGUACGAACGCCUAUGGCUAGCAUAUAUGUCGGAGCAAUGACAUUACUGGCAUUGAGUUUCUUGACACCGUAUUUUUAUUAUAUUCCACGUUCCACGCUCGCUGCGGUAUUGAUAAGCGCUGUGAUUUUCAUGAUUGACCUGAAGAUAAUACGAUUGCUAUGGAAAGGAUGUAAGAGAGACGCGUUCGCGGCGAUAGUGACGUUUUUAGUUAGUGCGAUAUUUGGCGUCGAGUUAGGACUUUUAGUCGGUGCUCUGUUCAGCUUAAUAUUCUUUCUUCGACCACCCGCUAGGCCAAAAAUCGAAGUGACUCAGUGUAAGGUAAAAGAAUUCGGGAACAAGUACAUAGUACUCAAACCGGAUACUGGGAUAUUUUAUCCCGCUGCAAAUUACUUUUGCAAUAAGGUGAUGAAAAUAAUUCACAGAUACGACGAAAAUAAUGUGCCGUUUAUCAUCGACUGCGAAAGGAUACGAAGCAUCGAUUACACAGCGAUAAAGGGUAUUGAGUUAAUAUCGGCGAAUAUCAAUGCCGAGAGGAAGAGAUUAUGGUUCAUGAACGUUUCUUUAGAGACCCAUAAUAGUUUCGAAGCUUUUGCGAAUAAUAAACAUUUUCACUUCGUCGAUGAAGAGAAGAUAUCUUCGAUCUUUUAUGACGGACUUUCAAACAGCGCGGAUGAAACGAAAGACCAACUCGUAGAGAACAUGAUAGGACAUGCAACGUUCGCACGUGCCAAUGACAAAAAGGAAAACGCAGAGAUACGUCCGAAAGUUAUGACAAAUUCUGGAGAUGGCGGAGAGGAAAUUGAAUUAAUGUUGACGCCUAAGCAAGAAACGAAAUGAACAUGAAAGAAAUGUCAUCUUUGCACUUAUUGUUAGUUAUUUCCCUUGUUUACGUCAAUAAUUUGCAAGCGCGCUAACAAACAUCAACGAAAUGAACAUGAAGCGAAAUAGCUAAAGGUAUGCAAAGGUACUUUUCUUCAUGUACAUUUGAUGUGACUUUUUGUCGAAAAGUUUGGAAAUGCACGUAUAAACAACGGUAACAGCGUCGAUUUUUUGCUUAAGACUGAAAUAUUUUUUAUUGUUAUAAUGACAAUAAUAAUAGUAAUACACCGAUAGCAAAGAUACACCGAAGUUGAACUAUGCUCGCUCGUUCACAAUCAAUGCUUAUUGUUUCAUCACUUUUUUUUUUUACUGCUUUAAGAUUUGAAGGGAAGAAAGUAAUAUUUAAAAUUAAACUAUGUACAUACCCAAUCGAUAGUGCAUACUACAAAAUACAAUAUAAUCUUAUUAGUAUCAACGAAGUACGUGUACAAACUGCGAUGCAACCAGGAAGAGUAUUAGUCGGUGUACACAAACGUGUCUGCAUUUAUCAAGAAUGAAAAUACUUCCUUUGUGUAUUACGAUAAAGGAAUUUCUAAUCGCGGUGAUUAAUUUUAGUUUGCAGUUGUAUCAAUGAUUAGAUUCGAGAUAUGUAGGAGGAGAGAUUAAAUGAAUAUAGCAUUACAAAAGUGGCGGCAAAUUGUAGAUAAUGUAUAUAAAAGUUCAGCAUAAUAAAACAUAGAUACAACCUUCACUUUAAAUAU
Frieseomelitta varia is the source of this 3277-nucleotide messenger RNA. Its product is annotated as sodium-independent sulfate anion transporter-like. Gene Ontology annotation, molecular function: sulfate transmembrane transporter activity. The coding region runs from base 570 to 2534 and encodes 654 amino acids. Gene Ontology annotation, cellular component: membrane. Lineage: Eukaryota; Metazoa; Arthropoda; Insecta; Hymenoptera; Apidae. The transcript has 11 exons. The record is from RefSeq and is a predicted model, not a curated record. Gene Ontology annotation, biological process: transmembrane transport.